Molecule: messenger RNA, 1485 nt
Organism: Punica granatum (pomegranate)
Lineage: Eukaryota; Viridiplantae; Streptophyta; Magnoliopsida; Myrtales; Lythraceae
Source: RefSeq, a predicted model, not a curated record
UUUUAUCCAAUGUGAGCAUGAGCACUUCUUGGAAAACAGAGGCUCAGUAAUAUUCCGUCCAGUAAUAUUAUACACGGGCAGGUUCUCCGGUUCCCAUUCCGUCUGGCUCAACGAGUUCAACAAAGAAGCGGCCAAAGCCUCGCCGGGACGGAACCAUCGUCUCCCACCAUCCCCUGCCUUCCUCACAGGCGCCCAUAUUGGUCUCCUCCAUUAACAGCAGCAAGAAGAAAACGACGACCCCUGCUGGAAGGUCUCCGAUUCUGAGAAUGGCUCAAAACCCAGUGACUAAGCAGCAGAAGGUUGUGAUACCGAACAAGCACGGAGAGAAGCUCGUGGGCGUGCUGCACGAGACGGGGUCCAAAGAGAUCGUGAUCCAGUGCCAUGGAUUCACCUCUAACAAGGAUAAUGGAACUAUGGUAAACCUCGCUGUUGCGCUGGAGAAGGAAGGAGUCACGGCAUUCCGCUUUGACUUUGCUGGGAAUGGGGAGAGUGAAGGAACUUUUGAAUUUGGUAAUUAUUGGAGAGAAGCCGAAGAUUUGCGAUCGGUUGUUGAACACUUUAAGGCAGAGAAUCGUGUUAUACCUGCAGUUCUCGGACACAGUAAAGGAGGUAGUGUCGUACUACUCUAUGCUUCUAAGUACCACGAUAUUGGAGCUGUUGUGAAUAUAUCGGGGCGGUACAAUAUCGAAGGAGGUGUGAAAGAACGUCUAGGAGAAGAUUACAUGGAGGGACUGAAGAAGGAUGGUUUCAUUGAUGUCAAGAACAAAUCAGGAACUGUGCUCUAUCGUGUGACAAUGGAAAGCGUGAUGGAUCGCUUGAACACAAAUAUGCAUGAAGCGUGCCUUCAGAUCGACAAGAAUUGCAGGGUCUUGACUGUUCACGGAACCAAGGAUGAGAUCAAUCCAGUGGGAGACGCAAUAGAGUUCUCGAAAAUAAUACCAAAUCAUGAGCUCCACACAAUUGAAGGAGCCAAUCACGUGUACUCCUCACUUCAAACUGAGCUGGCCACGGCCGUCCUAAGAUUCAUCAAGUCCACUCUUCAGGAUAACAAAGACAAAUAAACUAUGAACAGGCACCUGCGAUGAAUUUGGAAGAGCGCUGGACAUAGCUUAAAGUCCAUUUCAAAGUCGGAAGCCGAUGAUAUAUUUGCAAAUGACAGCCAUAUUAUUUCAACUUGAGUCCUGUAUUUCAAAUUCUAUUGAGAACUUAGCACUUUGAUUUUGUGGGUAGAUGAUGGUUAUUUUGGUAGUUAUCUCUAUGAAAGUGGUCGGUUAUUGUACCGAACCGCAUUAACUGUCUGGAGACUUAGCUUACAACCUGCGGAGGAUUAAACCGUUUCUGUUCACGGCAUUGAAAUAUAAGAUUUCUGUUCUGGUUGGGCUGCCUCAUAGCAGUCCCGAUUCUUGGCAUCUGAUUUCUCUGAUGCACAACUGAGCGCUUGAUCCUUGGGCUUCAGUUGGAAUAUUAUUACCGUUUUUCAGACAA